UUGAUAGGGGAAAAAUUGGGGGCGCAUAAAAUCGCAUAUUAAAGCGAUUAAAAUAUUAGUUUGUAGUUUAAUUUAUUUUCAAGAGUUUGGUAAAAUGGAUGAGAGCGACACUUACGUGCACAGCGCCUACCAGGUGUCGAUAAUUCCAACGGAUCUACAUCACGAGGAAACUAUAAUCAGAGCAGCACAGUCGCUCGACUGCCUAAACAAAACAAUCAACUCAAUUUUUGGGCGUAUCGAUGCUCGGUUAGAAAGAAAUGGUGCCAAGGUCCAGCAGAUAAAUGAGCGUGUCAUGCGUGCGCAGGCGAAAAUUAAUGCCCUCGUUGGAUCUAAAAAAUCAAUUAAAAUCUUUGCGCCCGCUCGUUUCCCCGGCAGCGCGAUUCUAGGCAACAUACCGGCAACAUUUCCGCCGGUGGUGGCACAGGAGCCAAUGGAUCCACCGCCGUCGUCGUUGGAUCAACAGCAGCCUCGGCUGCGGAAUCGUGACGAUGAAGCAACCAGUGAACAGGAAUCGGCUGCGGGUCUGGACUCCGUCAGCUUUCAUGUGCGUGGUGAGGAUCAGCUUGAGAUGCCGCUGGUUAUCGAGCGUCAAAUGACUAAUCGAACAGCCGGUUUGGGCUCGUUGCCAGCUGUCAAAUCAAUGCCCACCCUCAUGCGUUUCAAUUCCAAUGAGUUUGCCUAUACGGGCGGCCGAAACGGAACCAUCGAUCUAAAUGCCUGGAAGCGCACACUGCCGCCACAGAGUUACAGACGAGCUGCUGCCCACAAGCCCAGGCCAAUUGCAUCCGAACUGCUGGCGCCGGCACCACAUUCACUGGCCCAUGGCACCACCAAACUGGCAACUCCGGCGGGAGAUUUGCGUUACACUCCAGCUGCAUUGGCAGCACCAGCCAUUGAUGUUCCUCUGGACUUGCCCGAUUUGCCAGGCAUCGCCAAUGACCUGCAAUAUGAGCCGGUGGAGGAGCAAACUCCAAUUGCGCCAUCGCAUCAGUUUGUUGAUUUACCCGAUUUACCUGGUUUGACAGAGCCGGAGAUAAAUAUGGACGUGGAUAUCACGGUGCAAGCUUUAGCUGCCCAGACGCAUACGGUGAGAAAAGUGCCGCAGAUGCAGUCGAUGAGUAUGCCACCGCCAAGAACAUUGGCACCACCGCCUCCACCGCCACCACCAACACUAGCACCGCCACGGCCACCUCCGCCGCCCCCACCUCAAAUGGCCUUAAAGCUGCCCAAUGAUGACGUGAUCAAACCAUUAUCGCCGUCUAUUGAAACUCCACUGCACAUACCACAAUCUCGGGCACCACCAGCGCCGGAUCCACGCUCUGAGCUCAUGGCUGCCAUACGUAACGCUGGCGGUGCCCUCGGUGGACGCUUACGUUCACCGGCAGCAGCGCCCGUCAACCUAGACGUAGUGGAUACACAAAAUACCCAAAACUCGAGUGGCGCAAGUCGCUCAAGGGCAGGCGGACCGGCAACUGGCGGGGAUCUCAUGGCGGAUUUGCACAACAAGCUUAUGCUGCGUCGCAAGGGCAUCUCCGGCAGCCAGAAUCCAGCGGAACAGUCGGGCAAUCCCAUAAUGCAACAAUUGUCCAAGUUAAUCGAGUCACCAAUGGAGAAGAGCAAAGGUUCCAUGUCCAGCGAUGAGGGCAAUUCAGAGGAAGACGAUGCUUGGGAGUAGUAGCACAACAAUUAAAUCCAAAAUUGUUUCAACUAAGUGCCUUGCUUUAAGCAUUAGUAUAAAUUAUUAAAUCAUUAUUAGGCAGAUCGAGCAUUAAAAA
This is a messenger RNA of Drosophila innubila, 1775 nucleotides long. RefSeq names its product WASH complex subunit 1 (gene wash). Gene Ontology annotation, cellular component: recycling endosome; early endosome; WASH complex. Gene Ontology annotation, biological process: retrograde transport, endosome to Golgi; exocytosis; endocytic recycling. Bases 95 to 1675 code for a protein of 526 amino acids. Gene Ontology annotation, molecular function: gamma-tubulin binding; alpha-tubulin binding. The record is from RefSeq and is a predicted model, not a curated record. The transcript has a single exon. NCBI's taxonomy places the organism in Eukaryota, Metazoa, Arthropoda, Insecta, Diptera, Drosophilidae.